Scomber scombrus (Atlantic mackerel) is the source of this 1158-nucleotide messenger RNA. RefSeq names its product cyclin-O. Gene Ontology annotation, molecular function: cyclin-dependent protein serine/threonine kinase regulator activity. NCBI's taxonomy places the organism in Eukaryota, Metazoa, Chordata, Actinopteri, Scombriformes, Scombridae. Bases 1 to 1158 code for a protein of 385 amino acids. The transcript has 3 exons. The record is from RefSeq and is a predicted model, not a curated record. Gene Ontology annotation, biological process: regulation of cyclin-dependent protein serine/threonine kinase activity; mitotic cell cycle phase transition. Gene Ontology annotation, cellular component: nucleus; cytoplasm; cyclin-dependent protein kinase holoenzyme complex.
AUGGUGUCGUUCAUGAACGGUGACGGCGACCCCGAGACAGUUUACAAACGGAGACGCACGACCGGUGCAUCCCCUCCUGCAGAAGCGCUCACAUCGGUCCAGCAGCGGCACACAGCCCGGCACAGGAAACAGAAACUUAUGUCCAGGUUGAGUGACUCCGGUUUCGAGGAGGACUUGGUAUCCUCCCCGAUUCCAUCCCCCGCACGGACAGUUCUGUCCCCGCUGCGAUUAGACGAACCGGACACUCCUACAGGACCCCAGCUGUCCUUCUGGUACCUCCAGUAUGGUGACAUCGGUUACAGGAUCCAGAGGGAAAAAGAGGCGCAGUUUCAUCCCUGCAAGAGCCUGGCACGACAGCCACAAUUGACUGCAGAGGCACGCUGCAAGCUUGUCAGCUGGCUCAUCCCUGUGCACAAACAUUUCCGUCUGUCGUUUGAGUGCUGUUGCCUGGCAGUGAACAUCAUGGACAGGUUCCUGGCAUCCACACCUGUGGCCGCUGACUGCUUCCAGCUACUGGGUGUCACUGCGCUUCUCCUCGCCAGUAAACAGGUGGAGGUGUGCUCGCCAAGGAUCAGCCAUCUCUUGUCAUUGUGCUGCAACGCCUUCAAUAAGGAGCAGCUCUGCAACCUGGAGUGUUUCAUCCUCCUCCGACUCAACUUCUGCCUCGCUGCUCCCACCCUGUCCUUUUUCCUGGACUAUUACACCAAGUGCAUUGAGGCUGCCAAGCUUGUGCCUGGGAAUACAGGUGAUAAUAUGCCUGCAAGAGUGAAACCAGACACAAGGCCCGGGCAAUGCAGCACCCUUGCGCGAAAGGUGUGCGAAUUGACUCUAGCAGACUAUGCUUUCAACAAGUAUCCCCCAUCUUUGACUGCCAGCUGUGCACUGAGGCUCGCAAGUGAGUUACAGAAAACUGAACAGGCUCUUGUAGAGCCAACAACGCAUGCAUCCAUCCAGUCCCAGGAUGACCAGUGGGACAGUUUUAUGGAUGAACUGUCUGAAAGCAGUCAUUCACUUGCAGACAGUGACCCUGAGCUGUCUGAGGGCUGCUCGCUGGCAGUGGAGAGUUAUGACACCAAUCUGGCCCAGGAGUGUAAAGACAACCUGAAGCUGCUGGUGUCACUUAACCAAGAAACAUUGGAGGUGAUGUCUAAUAUGUGA